Molecule: messenger RNA, 1956 nt
Organism: Mycena indigotica
Lineage: Eukaryota; Fungi; Basidiomycota; Agaricomycetes; Agaricales; Mycenaceae
Exons: 3
Coding region: 1-1956 (651 amino acids)
Source: RefSeq, a predicted model, not a curated record
AUGUCGCUUCCUGCUGAUGUCAAGCUCACUAUCCACCGUCCGAGCGAGCCCCAUGCCAAACAAGCGAUGAUAGUUCGGAUGUCCACGGAAGUUCUCAAUGCUCUCCAAGCCAAUCCUCGAAUGCAGUUUUCUUUUGGGCCAAAACCAGGUAUCAUCAUUGGCGACACCACCUUUCCUAUGCGUGCUAUGAAGGAGAACUCUCACCACGACCUUUACCUUCGGGCCCCAUCUGCUGCGAAGCCACUGGCUCCUCUGAAACUAUAUGCAAACAUCACCGGGAAAUUCACCGUUGAACGUGAUUUGAACACUGUUCAGAAUGAAAUUCGCUCCGCAACCCAGAACAUGGAGAAGUCACGUUCAGAGCGAGCAACAAUCAUCCUCAACGCUCCGCCUCCAGAUGUCACGCAAGCAAGUCGAAAGAAGAAGAAUGGUCCUCCUAAAAAGCCCGUUCCUCGAUCUUCUGUGCCAACUCGUGUCCCAUCCCCUCUACCCCCACCAUCCGUAACACCGCUACAACGGGUAGCGUUAAUCAAAGCUCUUGCAAGCAAAGAACGGGGCAAUGAUGAGCUCUUUAAUAUGUUCUCUAGUGAUGCCAGCCCGGCAAUUCCGCGAAAAACCCUCCAAACACUUCUGGACCAAAUAGCUGAGCAGCACACCCCGGCCAACUCUAUCACUCUUUGGCGUCUCAAGCCCAGAAUAUGGACCGAGGUACGGCCGUAUGAAUGGCAUGACUUACCAAAAGAGGUCACGGAGCACAUUGCUCGAACUGCCCGAUUUGCUUUUGGUAAUCUCAACAUCCCAGACACUGACCCAGUCUGGGUGCAUGUGCGAUUCCGCAACGGCGAAACCUCUACAAUAACUGCGGUUUCUAAAGUUGAUCCUCCAAAGCGGGGGUUGUCUUCUAAAGAGGCCAAGGAGAAGAAGAUGAAGCCAAAAGCAAACCCGAAGGCCGAGAUGAUGAUACGAGAUCAGACAAUGCCGGGUCCAUCUACAACCCCAAAAGUCGAACAACGCAUGCAGAAAGAGCCUGGUUCUGGUUUCAAAGCGUCGAAGACUGCUGGUGUCGACAUUUCGCUCCCAUCUUCCUCUAUGCGACCAAAACCAGUUGAUCCACGCCGAGAAGUCUCAUCCACGAAGGCCGUUGAGGACAAGAAGGCAAUUACACGAGUCAAAACAAAGGCGCCUGAUGAUGAAAUCGAGGUGAAGGAUUCGUUGAAACGUAAGAAGCCAAUCGAUGGUGCUAGUGCUCCGGCACAAGCCAAGCGUCGUAAAACGGAGCCUCCUCCCCCCAUGCAACGAGAUCUUUCUUUGCCCAAGAAACCCGAUGUUUCCACUACAAGCAAACCAAGCAAAGCUGAUUCAUCUCUCGCCCGGCCCUCUCAUAAAUCCAAAUACGAAAGUGCGACUGUCCCUCCUACCCGGCCUUCCUUACCUACCUCCCGACCACCUAUAACUGCACCAUCUACUUCAAUUCGAAGUCAGUCUGAGUCGACGUCAACAAGUAAGGCAGGCUCGCAUCGCUCAAGCCAGACAAGCCAGCCGAAACGACGAGAUCGCCGUUCGCCCAUAUAUACCUCUUCUGAAGAUGAAGGAGAACCUCCUUCGCGGAAGGAGACCCCCCUUCCAACUCCACCGUCAACAACAUCACACCGUCAACGUCCUCCACAGCCCAUAAACAAUCGGCCAGCUCUGUCAGCUACUCCUCGCACCGAUCGAGACAGUCUUCGUGCGAGUUAUAAAGCAACCUAUCGAAAAUAUCUGUCGAGCUACCAACAGCUUUAUGCACAACAGAGCAAACUGGAGAGUUUGAGAGAUGGGCAUUCGGACUCGGAGGUUGACAUUGAGGUGUUGAGCGCCGAAGAGACUAUGAGGCUCAAGGCAGACUUCAACCGUUGGGAGAAAGAGCUGGUCAAUAUUCGCAGUAUGUUUGAGCGAGGUAGCUCCAAAUCAGAUUGA